UAUAUUCUCCCCAAAAUAGGCUCUUUUUCAAUACUAUUUACCUGGCUCGUUUUUUUUUUCUAGAACCUUGGCCAUGGAGAAAGAAGAAAGAGGGAGGGUGGAAGCCCUUCUUUUCUCUCUUCAAUUCGACUCGAGGAGCAGAUAACUGAAAUCCAGCGGUCAGACUGUCUUGAACUCCGUUUUCUCCUGAUUUGUGUUGCGGCAGGAGGAAGAUGCUGGAGUUGUUGGAGUUUCUUGUUUCAAAUUCUCUCCCUACUUAAGGAUUUGCUGUGUUCGUCUUGUCAUGGCCAAACGAGUCUAUCAAGCUUGGAAAGGGAGCAAUAAGUUCAUCUUUGGUGGCAGAUUGAUAUUUGGACCUGAUGCCUGGUCUCUACUCAUUACCAUCUUACUAGUAGUUAUACCUGUUGUGAUAUUUUGCGUCUUUGUUGCUAGACAUCUUCUCCACAAGUUUCCUGCUUAUAACGCAGGAUAUGCUAUUUUGGCGGUUGCAAUAGCUUUUACCAUCUAUGUUCUUGUGUUGCAAAUGAUUACUUCAGCUCGAGAUCCUGGUAUUAUUCCCCGAGCAUCCCAUCCUCCAGAGGAAGAAUUCUCCUAUGAUGCUGCAUCUAGGAUUGAUUCCACAGGAAGGCAUACUCCAAGCCUACAGUUUCCUCGUACAAAAGAGGUGAUGGUUAAUGGCAUGCCUGUGAAAGUCAAAUAUUGUGAUACUUGCAUGCUCUAUCGGCCUCCACGUUGCUCACAUUGUUCAAUCUGCAAUAAUUGUGUGGAGCGUUUCGAUCAUCACUGCCCUUGGGUUGGGCAAUGCAUUGGAUUGAGAAACUACCGCUAUUUUUUCCUUUUUGUCUCUUCAUCAGCUCUUCUCUGCAUCUAUGUAUUUGCAAUGUGUGCAUUGUACAUUAAGUUUCUCAUGGACGGGGACUAUCCGACAGUAUGGAAGGCAAUGGAGCACUCACCAGCGUCAGUGGUUCUUAUGAUAUACUGCUUUAUUUCUUUGUGGUUUGUCGGAGGUCUUACUGGAUUUCAUUUGUACCUCAUUAGCACCAACCAAACCACAUACGAGAAUUUCCGCUACAGAACCGAUCGUCGGCGCAAUGUCUACGAUCGGGGUUGCCUGAACAACUUCAUGGAGGUGUUCUGCACCAAAAUAAAGCCCUCGAGGAAUGACUUCCGCGCCUUGGUGCAAGAAGAAGCCCCAAGGCCGGCUCAGAAUGUUCGCCCCGGAGAGCCCGAAGACGAUUUAGGGAGCUACCACCGUUCGAAGGUAGAAGAUGACCUCGACAUUGGCGGGGAUCUGCUGAAGAUCUCCCAGCGGCGCAGCAUCGAGGAGUUCGACGAAGAAAUCGGCCGUAGAAACGACAGCGGGAGGCCCGGAACCGUUUCGGAGGCCGAAUUCGCAUCGGAUUUGGAGAAGCAGGUCCCGAUUACUGGAACUGAGAUUCCCAUAACAAGAACUGAUGCGAGGAAUUCAAGCUGGGGGAGGAGAAGCAGCAACUGGGAGAUAUCACCUGAAAUCUUCACGAAGAACUCUUCUGCUGCUGCGGGAAGCGGGAGUUUGAUGACGGAGAAAGAGAGGUUAGUAGGAGAAAGAAAAGAUUGAAUUGCUGAAUAGAAGCAAGUGGCUUUAUGUUCUUAGCAAGGAGAAUUGAUUCCGGAGCCAUGAUUAGAUUGAUUGUAUUGCUCCUGAUCUAUUGUUUCAUUUUUAUUAUCUUUUUUUUUUCUUUUAUUUUAAUGUUGAAUGAUUCUUUUUUGUGAAUUAGGAAACGUGGAUCUCCAAGACAAAUGUGUAGCUUAUUAUUUUUGGCCCCCAUCACAUUAUUUAUGUGCUUACAGCUUGUUUCA
Molecule: messenger RNA, 1839 nt
Organism: Phalaenopsis equestris
Lineage: Eukaryota; Viridiplantae; Streptophyta; Magnoliopsida; Asparagales; Orchidaceae
Product: protein S-acyltransferase 8-like
Exons: 5
Coding region: 284-1597 (437 amino acids)
Biological process (GO): peptidyl-L-cysteine S-palmitoylation; protein targeting to membrane
Cellular component (GO): endoplasmic reticulum; Golgi apparatus
Molecular function (GO): protein-cysteine S-palmitoyltransferase activity
Source: RefSeq, a predicted model, not a curated record